AUGCCGGGCUACGAGGGCGCGGUGAUUAACGUCAUCAGCGGAGUUAGUCUGGCGUCGACGAGCAUCUUCGAGAACAUGAAUUACAACAACAAUUCGUAUGGUUACAACAUAGAGUCGACAACCUCCAGCAACGGCAGUUCAUCAACGAUUGACUACUCGAGCAGUUCAACAGCCAGCUUGACCAGCGACAGGGUCACACUUCCAGUUGGAGACAAUGAUCAGGUUCGAGGGCAAACUGGUGGUCCAAUCAAGCAGACUGGUUUGAGCAGUUGUGAAAAGUGCUUAUCGAAAUCGAAAGAUACGAGACUUGAAGAGGAGGAAGAGGACGAAGGCUACGCUUCUGGAGACGAGUCGGUCGAUCGUGAUGCUGAUGAAGAGAGGAUAACUGAUUUUGAAGGGGAGUUUCGGGACACUGGUUUGCUGUUCAGCUCCGAGGAGGAUUUCAUAACGAUGGACGAGCUUAAUGGUAGUUACUUCAAUAACAGUUACGGGGAAUUCGACAGGAUUUUGGUGGGUAGUUAUAACAAUACCGGUAAUGCCAGUGAUAACAACGAAACUUAUGUUGAAGGUCUGUACCCCUCGGGCUACAGCCUCAUACAAAUAAUAUUUGCAUCGAUCGCUGCGACGAUACUCAUGAUUAUUGUCGUCGUCGGCAACAUGCUCGUGAUAAUAGCGAUAGCUACUGAAAAGGCGCUUAAGAACAUCCAGAACUGGUUCAUCGCCAGUCUGGCGGUAGCUGACUUUUUUCUCGGGCUUCUGAUCAUGCCCUUCUCCCUCGCCAACGAAAUCAUGGGCUACUGGAUUUUCGGGUACUGGUGGUGUGAUAUUUACUCCGCUAUGGACGUACUGCUUUGCACCGCGAGUAUCAUGAACUUGUGUUUGAUAAGCUUAGAUAGAUAUUGGAGCAUUACGCAGGCUGUGGAGUACCUCAAGAAGCGGACACCUGCUCGAGCCGCUCUCAUGAUCACACUUGUUUGGCUCAUGUCCGCGCUUAUUUGCAUCCCGCCGCUUUUGGGGUGGAAAAGACCCACACCUGAGGAGGAGUAUCCCAAGUGCAAGGUCAGUUUUUUUUAG
Cotesia congregata is the source of this 1074-nucleotide messenger RNA. Lineage: Eukaryota; Metazoa; Arthropoda; Insecta; Hymenoptera; Braconidae. The record is from the annotation of a GenBank genome assembly.